AUGAAUGGCCUAUUUUUCACCCGACGCUUUGCCAUUUCUAUCCAUAGAAAUUCUCGUGUAUUGCAUCUGGGCCAGCGGUAUCGCGGAUACGGUACUUUGAUUGGCGGAAAUGGAUGUUUCAAUCCGCGUUGGCAGCCACAGUUCCAACCAGAACAGCAAAGCACAAACCUGACCAGAUCUUACGGCACUCUUCCGGACGCCUCAGAGAUAAAUAAAGUUAUUGAUGCUGAGCUCGCGCGUCGAGGUGACUUCCGCCGCGUCGAUGAGAUCUCUGAUCCGGAAUUCAACGAGUUAUAUCUCCAAAAGUUUUCACAUUUCCACCAAGACAUCGACGAACCCGAUACUAUACCGCUCAAGCCACAAAUGUACAACAUACAAUCUUCAUCCUGGGUACCUUCUAGCAACAAACCCAAAGCACCUGAGCGGGGACGUGUUCUGAAGAUUGCGUCUUGGAAAUUACUUUCAUCUACUCCAACCUUUGCAGCCCUUCGUGCUUCCGCCGCCAUCGCCCAUUUGCGGUCCAUGUUUGGCAAAACCCCUCUCAACCUCGUGGUAAUGUUACAACAAAUCAACCAAGAGGUACUGGAAGUUAUUCUGAAGGACAAAUGGGCCCAACAAAACUUCGUGCUCUCUGAUACGGAGCCCCCAUACGUCGAUAAUAAAGUUGACAAACUUAGUGGUGAUAAAGGCGACCUGAAAUCCAGCCAAUAUUUUACCAUCAUGAUGAUUUCGCGGAAUUUGCCCAUCUCGAAUUGCUUUCGUUUGCCCCUUGAGUCUGAAAUCAAGACGGAUGCCCUUGUGGUUGACGUGCCCUUGCCUGUGUCCGAGAACGAUGACAGAUCAAACCAGUCACUUCGUCUAUGCACAACGUGCAUUGAGUCGAAUGACCUUGAUUUUGAGCAGCUCUCCGAAGUAUCUUAUCUUUUACUUGGCAUGUGCUCUGGAGAGCAAUCAUUAGUGGGUGGGCUGGUGGGUGGCUAUUUGGGCGAAAAGGAUUUCCACCGCGAUGUAAUGAAAGGCUACAAUGACGUUUGGGACGAUGAGUCAUCGGCGGUACCACCAGUCUCAAAGUCUUCCCAGAAAGAUAUCACGUCUGGAAAAGAAAAAAGAAAAGGCAAAAGCAAAGGCAAAGGAAGCAAAGGGAGCCCCCAUUCCGACAAAACCAGAAAAGAAGAGCAGUCGGACACGUUUCUUUAUAGAGGGUUAAUCGAGACGGUUGCGUUGAAAGAAGCCCACGACACUACAGGAAGAUUAGGCCGUUUUGGAAUAGAAACGAAGACUAAACCUGGGUCGGAUAAUGUUGGGGUCAGCGAUCACUUUGGGAUCACUGUAGGCAUCAAGGUCAUCGAAAGGUUCAAACCCUAA
This is a messenger RNA of Fusarium pseudograminearum CS3096, 1365 nucleotides long. RefSeq lists its product as uncharacterized. The record is from RefSeq and is a predicted model, not a curated record. Bases 1 to 1365 code for a protein of 454 amino acids. Lineage: Eukaryota; Fungi; Ascomycota; Sordariomycetes; Hypocreales; Nectriaceae. The transcript has a single exon.